GUUGGCUAUCUGCAAUACACAAGCGUCAACGGAGCACGUCGAAGACUGUUUGAGCCCCGUGCAGGCCUGAGAGGGACUAAUAACUGGGCUGGCGCACGUCUCUGCGUGGAGCGACUGGUUCGGAUCACCUCGAAAGAAUGGACCGAAGACCCUUAUUUCCUAUUACAGUCGCGCCUUCUCAUCUCCAACAUACUUCAUGUAGAGAACAUACUUCUCUACGAGGCCGAUAUCACAACAGAGCUUCUAGCUGGGCCCAGGAAUCCGAGGACACCAGCUUGUCCGAUAGAAUGGUCCACAAUUCGACGCAAACAAGUACCAUAUUUGCCUUCCAAUACCUUCUCUGGCAGGCUGCAGCGGAGCUUCUGGCGUCCGGUUGCUUGGGAUCAAACACUAUUGACUCUUCUUCGCAAUGUGGAAGGUGUCAUCGAACUUGUUCGGAAACGGACAGGGGAGCCAGAAUACGGCCGAACAUCCAAGACAACACGAAUCUCGAACGCAGGGUAG
Aspergillus homomorphus CBS 101889 is the source of this 504-nucleotide messenger RNA. RefSeq lists its product as uncharacterized. The annotation marks the transcript as partial. The transcript has 2 exons. NCBI's taxonomy places the organism in Eukaryota, Fungi, Ascomycota, Eurotiomycetes, Eurotiales, Aspergillaceae. The record is from RefSeq and is a predicted model, not a curated record.